This is a messenger RNA of Penicillium waksmanii, 3855 nucleotides long. RefSeq names its product ubiquitin-specific protease UBP2. Lineage: Eukaryota; Fungi; Ascomycota; Eurotiomycetes; Eurotiales; Aspergillaceae. The coding region runs from base 1 to 3855 and encodes 1284 amino acids. The record is from RefSeq and is a predicted model, not a curated record. Gene Ontology annotation, biological process: proteasome-mediated ubiquitin-dependent protein catabolic process; regulation of proteasomal protein catabolic process; protein deubiquitination. The transcript has 9 exons. Gene Ontology annotation, molecular function: cysteine-type deubiquitinase activity; proteasome binding.
AUGACAUACCCACAGAGGGCAGAUGUUACAAAUGCUAACAUGUCGUUUUUACCUCCCAUACAGGUAAACUGGCCCCCCCGGCUCGCUGAGGACAUCCAGUUAUACGAUCCAGAGCACCCUCCCGACACCGGUCUCAACUUACUUUCAGAGACUCCUCCCGUCUAUCCCGACAAGACAGACAAACGUUACGAAUUUAUCUCGCCUGAUGCAUGCAAGCAUAAUUAUGUGACCAAAUCGAACCAAACUUUCCUGGCGCAGACAGACCAGCAACGCAGGCCCGGGACGUCCUCGAAGGUCUCCGCCAUAUGCUCCAAAUGUCGCUGUCACCUGCAGCUGGUCGUCAACCACAACAACACUGGAAGCUCAUUCACACGAUCCCAGAAAGGAGAUCACAUCCAUCACUUAGUCUAUAAAUCUGGGAGACAGAGAGGUAGCACGUCGGUGGAGGAGAUGACCACCAGCGGGCAAGUGGCCGAAACAUACCACUUUCAAUGCUCCCACCUCUCGUGCUCCGCUAUGGUGUCACUCCGAGUACUGUCACCACUAUUGAACAAGAAUUUUGUUCAAAUGCUGACAGAUGUCGAUGCGGUUCGCAAACGAGCAGACGAGGCAAUCGCAGCGAACCCGGAUCGCCUAGAAGGAAUGACUGGUCCUUUGCCAAUAACUGUGUUAGAUAAUCUUCGCAUCUAUCUCAACAACUCCCUACAUAACAAAGAGCUUAACAAGGACAUAUCUGCUAUUAAUAAGCGGUUCAUGCUUGCGUUUGGCCUAAAGGGCGCCCCCUGCAGGGAAGUGUUGGAGUUUUUGGGCUUUACCUAUCUCGAAAAUGGCGCAUGGCAGCCUCCAAAGCCGGAGCCGGAAUCGACGAAGCCUUACCAAGACGCCCUUUCCAUCUUCCUUGAUGACGCUAUCCAUGAACUGCAAGCCCUGAUACAUAAUCGACCGAACUCGGAGAAACGAGAAGUGCAAAUUCAACUCCCCCAGGCAUCCUCAAACGACAUCCUCCAUGCUUUAGAGGCAGCCGACUGUUUACCCGAAAUCUCUACAUGCAAGCAGUUUCGAUAUGCCACCUGCCCCGUUCGUUGCCCCCAUAGACCCAUACAUGCGAGCAAAACUGACAAGUUCGUUCUCCAAAGAUUUUACGAAGACCUCGGAGCCGUCGAAGAUAUGGAUGCUUCGUUGAUCGUGGAAGCCUACAAUCGUCAGAUCUCUGUGGAUCCAUCCCGAUCAUCACUGUAUUUGGAAUCACUCAAGGCUAUUGGCACUUUACGGCGUGGCCAGGACUGGGAGAUCAUCGACCAUGCAGCGCAGGUGGCCUAUGCGGAAGGCAAAUACACAAACGACGAUGUAAUCGAAGCGUACAAAUAUUUUGGGCUCUGGCAUGAUGAUCCAAACAUCACAGAAGACACUAUCAUAGGGAAAUUCUACGCCUUUCUGAGCUCGACUUCUCAUGAAACCGAAGCACGACAGCAGCUGUGGCGGAUUGGGAAUAGCAGAGGCAGCGAACGCAUCAAAGCUGCUUCAGAGGAUCGCGUGUCCACUGUCGAGCAAGCCCAGGUCUUCCUUGGAGUUGAUGACAAAACCCCCGAUGAUUUUAUCAUCACAAUGUACACGGCGAAGGUCAAUGACAACCCGUCAUGUAAGGAUACGGCUGAUCGGGCUGUCAAGCUCAUUGCGGAAUCUCGUAAAUCAAUCGGGUUGAACCAUUUUCUUAAUACCGGCGAAACAGUGUCAGGUGAAAUGGACAUUGGAGAUGCAUACCGUUUACUCCAAAUUCCAGACAGAACCGCAGAUGAAGAGGCAGUCAUGGCGGCUUAUACAAUUUGCAUCGAUGAUAGUCCUGACCAAGCCGAACUCUACAAUCGUGCAUUGAGUGUAAUCGCCAAAGAGAUGGAUAGCCAAUUGCUCAAAGGCAUGGCUGGUAUAUCCUCUGAUGUCAAUCAGAACCUGGCCGAAUGGCCCGUUGGCUUACAGAAUAUUGGCAACACCUGCUACCUCAACAGCCUUCUCCAGUUUUAUUUCUCUGUUCGCCCCUUCCGAGACAUGGUCCUUGAUAUUGAAAAGCACCAAAUGGAUCUGAACGACAUCCCAGGGCUGGCGAACAAGAAGGUUGGCUCGCGCAAGGUGACUGGAAAAGAAGUCCAACGAUCGCUCACAUGUAGGUUCAUCAUGGCAAUUUCUGGCAGUCUCGACAUGAAGCUAAUCAAAGUCAUAGUUCUCGGGGAACUUCGAACAUUGUUUCAGAAUAUGAUCACCUCAUCACAGUCUUGCGUGGCUCCUACUCGAGAACUUGCUAGGUUGACACUUAUCAGCCCUGGAAACGAGGAAGCCAUUCGUCGAAGGUCGACAAUAUCCAAACCCCAGACAUUGGGGGAAAUUGGCGGGGCACCUAUUUUAGGACCCCUUGGGCCUCCUCAGCCCAUUGUCGAGAUGAAAAGCGAGCAUCUCGUGAGCUCAGGCGCUGACCAGCAGAUCCCUACCAAGGGUGGAAGUGACGCGGACAGUGAAGAGACGUUGGUAUCCGAGAGAAAUGACCCUGCACCACCUGCGCAUUCUGCUGUCGAAGAAAAUGAGCAAACUAAUUCCGAAAAAGCACUUUCUGAAGCUGAAGGUUAUGUGAAGAUCGAGGCCGGUGACCCUGCUUCGUCUACGCCUGAACAUCCCGGCCGACCACCACCCGUUCCCCCAAGACCUGUCGUCGAAGUCGAUCGUCAGAAACAAUUGCUGGAAGAGGUAGAAAUCGGUGCGCAGCAGGAUGUUACGGAAGUGAUCAACAAUGUUCUCUUCCAAAGCCAGUGCGCCAUCAAACCGCGAAGUGUGGCCAGUGACGGGGAGCAGGUGGACCAGAUUAAAGAUUUGUUCUACGGCGAAAGUCGAUCCUACAUUUCUACUCAAGCUGGCACCCGAUCCAAAGAGGAAAGAUGGUGCGAUAUCAAGGUUGAUGUGGCGCAUGGUUCACGGGAUAUCUACUCUGCCCUCGAUGGCGCUUUUGAUGCCCAAAAUAUCAGCGUUGAGAACUCCGUAGCCGAACAAUUUGGCUCGAUCACCCGGCUUCCUCCCAUUCUUCAAGUCCAAGUUCAACGCGUCCAGUUCGAUCCAGUCAAGAAGAGCUCUUUCAAAUCGACAAAUCAUCUUGGGCUUCUGGAAACCAUUUACAUGGAUCGAUACAUGGAUACCCAGAAGCCAGAGAUUGUGAACAAACGCCGUCAAGGCUGGGAACUUAAGAAAGCUCUCAAGACGUGUGAGGAACGCAAGCUAGAGCUCAUGAGGAAACAGGAAACUGAUGGCCAAGAUUUGGCGCAGCUGCUUCGGGGCACUAGAGAUGUGCUUCGAGAUCUGCCGUGGGAGGAAGAAGGAAAUGUUGACGCCAAUGAGUCACUUAGCAAUGAGAUUGACCAGCUCGCUCAGGCCGCGGAGGCCGAGCUUCAAGGCCUCGACACGGAGAUUGAGACCAUACAGACCCAAAUCUCGAAUCAAUUUGCCGAAUACAGACACCUACCUUAUCGGUUAUACGCAGUGUUUGUGCACCGUGGGUCUGUUUCUUUCGGACAUUACUGGAUCUAUAUCUACGAUUUCAACCGUGACAUCUGGCGCAAGUAUAACGACGAGUACGUGACCGAGGUCCAGAAUCUCGAUGAGAUAUUCAAGAACAACGAUCCCGCAAACCCGCCCACCCCGUACUUCCUUGUCUAUAUAAACGACAGAAUGAGAGAUCGUUUAGUCGAUCCAGUUUGCCGUGACCUCGCUGAGCCGAUGCCCGACGUGCAGAAUAGUGACGCCAACCUCGCGGGCGCUGUUCAACCCACAGAAGCCCCUCCUCAAGACGACGUGCCUAUGGAUCAGUCGACUGAUUAG